AUGGAGUCGGAAACCAAUCACGAACCUCUCGAGAAGGACCUCAAUGAGACAGAACAGAUCAAAGACUUGGAAGUGAAAGAUAGAAUCCCUUCACCGUUCCCUCAACAAUACGCUGCAGAUGACACCGACGUGUCUGGCAGUGUGUAUACCAGCAGCGAAGAAGAAUUUGAUCGAAAUGAUGGGCACUAUUCGCUCAAAAGGCCAGCCGAAGAUGACCUGCUACCUCGACAAUUUAAGAGACAAAAAGGAGUGCUCAACACCGAUUACCUGGAUCUUCUCAAUAGGGACAUUGAAGAUGCAGCACAGCGUGUUUGCUUCACACAUGAAGACAACGAGACCGCUCUGGGUUCAACCCAAAUCGGUCUCACCUACUGGUCAUUACCAGAAAAGAAGUUGUUUUUUGAGGCCAUCGCCCGUCUAGGCCAAACCGACCUUCCAGGCAUUGCAUCUCGUAUAGGGACAAAGAGUGAGGUCGAGGUGAAUCAUUACCUUGAUGUGCUUCGAAGAGCUCGACUUUUGAGACAGCGCGAGGUUAGACGCCCAGCAAUAGAGUUUUCGGAAAUACCUGCUGCUGUUGAGCUAAGCCAGCAAUGCUGUCACGCUCUAGACGAAGCCGCGGAUGCCAUCUCUGUGCGCCAGGAACGAAAAGAAGAAUUAAGAGAAGAGGGCAAAUGGGGAGAGUGCUGGGAAAUCACCCCCAAGAUCGCACAUCGACUCGACAAGGGUGAAAGCAUCAAUGGAAGUCAGAAACUUCAAUUCAAGGGACUAUUCAACCUCCAUACUUGGUUAAGGCUUUCAGAGCGUGUCUUUAUGAAUUCGUCUAUUCCUAGCGAGAACUGGCAAUACAUCGACAAUAGGCCUCCAUCAAUGUGGGCUACGACGUUUGAGGAUUUCCACUCCUUAGCGGUCUCUAUAACGAAACGACUUGUUCAAACAACUCUUUUCAUGAGUAUGUCAAGAAUCAGAGCCAAAAGGGAACUUCAUCCCAACACCCGCGAUAUAGUCAGAGCCCAAGACGUGCAAGCAGCCAUCGCCUCGUUAGGGAUGAAGCUAGAUUCACGACAGUUCUGGAGCAAGUGUGCAAGAAGACUACGACUGGAAGUGCAAGAAGAGCCACCAAGUAACGACGAGGAAGGCGAAGGCGAACCCCUCAGUUACGAAGAAAUUGAAGAUCUUUUAUCACAAACCGAUGAAGAUAUCAAACCAAUCACUAAAUCCGAGUUCGAGUUCGAUGUCGAGUAUUCCGAGCCAGAAGCUUUGAACCCUGAUUUCGAAGAACCGCCAUUGUUAUCCGACGAAGAAGGUGCUGCCAUCGACAGAGAAGCAAAUGAAGUACUACAGUUUUCUGCUGCCGACUUCCCAGAAACGUACCGCAAAAAAGAGGUUCUCAAAAACCGUAUUACCACGGAACGCCGACAGGAGCAGUACGCCGAAGAGCGCGACCAGUUUGCAAACUGGCAGGCCGAGAAUGAGAUGUGGGAUCUACUGCAGAAGAAACCACCUAUUGAACUGCCCAAGGUGCCCGAACCGGGUCCCCUGCAGCGAUCAACUAUGGAUGUGGAGGGUAUCUUCCCCAUAGGAAGGGAUUGGAUGACCAAAACAAAUUAUCGCAGUGAAUGGGAGCAGGAAUAA
Messenger RNA from Fusarium graminearum PH-1, 1632 nucleotides. RefSeq lists its product as uncharacterized. NCBI's taxonomy places the organism in Eukaryota, Fungi, Ascomycota, Sordariomycetes, Hypocreales, Nectriaceae. The coding region runs from base 1 to 1632 and encodes 543 amino acids. The transcript has a single exon. Gene Ontology annotation, biological process: transcription initiation at RNA polymerase I promoter; nucleolar large rRNA transcription by RNA polymerase I. Gene Ontology annotation, molecular function: rDNA binding; RNA polymerase I general transcription initiation factor activity. Gene Ontology annotation, cellular component: RNA polymerase I upstream activating factor complex. The record is from RefSeq and is a predicted model, not a curated record.